Messenger RNA from Cimex lectularius (bed bug), 915 nucleotides. RefSeq names its product 3-oxoacyl-[acyl-carrier-protein] synthase 3-like. The record is from RefSeq and is a predicted model, not a curated record. The transcript has a single exon. The coding region runs from base 1 to 915 and encodes 304 amino acids. Lineage: Eukaryota; Metazoa; Arthropoda; Insecta; Hemiptera; Cimicidae. Gene Ontology annotation, molecular function: 3-oxoacyl-[acyl-carrier-protein] synthase activity; beta-ketoacyl-acyl-carrier-protein synthase III activity. Gene Ontology annotation, biological process: fatty acid biosynthetic process.
AUGGAUGUUGAUGUCAAUGAGAUUGAUACUCUCAUUAUGGCAUCUAUCAACCAUGAUUAUAUCGGAAACUCAGAUGCAUGUAUUAUUCAGGGGAAGUUAGGGCUAUCUGAGGAGUGUGCUUGUUUCGACACCAGUGGCCUGGGAUGUACCGAUGCUAUCUAUGCGCUUUGGUUGGCGCAUUCUCUGGUUGAAAGCGGGGCAUCAAAAAAAUGUUUAGUACUUGAAGGUUCUUCAAGUAGUCUUAUUACAAAUGUAAGAAAUAGAAACGCAAAUAUGUUGUUUGGCGAUGCGGGAGCCGCUAUCUUGGUUGACCGCUCUGACAAAGAAUAUGAAUCGUUUUUUCACCUAAAAAGUUUAGGCAAAGAUUGGAAAAAAAUUGUCACGCCAGCGGGUGGUUUUAGACUGCCUGUUCAACGUGAUAUUGUCGAUUUGGAAAUCAUGGAUCCUGUUGGAAACCCGUAUCACUUGUCAGACUCGGUGAUGCAAGGUGGUGAUGUCUUUAAGUUUGCUAUAGAUAAUGCACCGGACUCGAUCAGUAAAGUUAUUGAAUAUGCAAAAAGUAGCUAUCAAGAAAUUGAUUUUUUUGCUAUCCAUCAGGCGAAUGGGCAAAUUGUUAGAACCAUUAUUAACCAUGCUGGGUUACCCAAGGAUAAAGCUUCAGCUGAAACAUUUUCUAAAUAUGGGAACUGUGGUGGCACAUCUGUGCUGGUUAAUUAUUGCGACCAAAUGUUUGGUAAAGUAAGUAAUAGUACGCUUUUCGUUUCUUUUGGUGUUGGACUUUCAGUUGCGAGUUGUAAGCUGGAUCUGUCCGAUACGAUAAACGGUGGUGUUACUUUAUAUAAAACACCUGACUGUAUCCAAUCAAGAGAUGAGCUGAUCUCUGAGUGGGUUAAAUUUAUAAAAAACGAAGAUUGA